Messenger RNA from Hyla sarda, 4632 nucleotides. RefSeq lists its product as uncharacterized. NCBI's taxonomy places the organism in Eukaryota, Metazoa, Chordata, Amphibia, Anura, Hylidae. The coding region runs from base 1 to 612 and encodes 203 amino acids. The record is from RefSeq and is a predicted model, not a curated record. The transcript is spliced from 6 exons.
AUGAGAUGCCGGAGCACAGAGGAAGAGAAAGGAAGAGCCCAUGCUAAGGAAGCCCCCGCCGCCGAAGCCGCUGGGAAGAGGGUAAAAGAGCCGCAGAAGGCAACUGGAUAUUCAUACGCUGCAGAGGAGGAAAGGAAUGAAGAAUAUAAUCCUGAAGAAUCUUCUGAUGAGGAAGAUUAUAGUAUUCAACAGGAGACGGAAAGUGACAGUGAGGAGGAAACAGCUGCAACAAUACAUGAAAUAACGCCGCUACAAAAACUGCUCAUGAGAUUCAUCUGGGCGGGGAAGCAUUCCAGGAAACGAAAAGCUCUUCUGGAAAGACUAAGAAAAAAGGCAGAACUACAUGGCGAGCUACAUGAGCACUCUUUCCAAAACGAUCCAGAGUGGCCAAGCAUCAAUGACAUCCCAGGGUUAUUCGCAAGUCCGCUUAUAGAUCCUACUCUUGUUUUGCGCAUGGAAUCCUUGGGCCUAAACGACGAAAGCCAAUACCAUCAUGUGUCGUCAAUUUUAUUAGGUCUGAAUUUCCAGAUCCUGACGGGCAAUAUAUUGGAUUCCACUGGCCUGAUGAAUACCCAGCAAGUGACAUGGCUGCUGAUGUUUGAUUCACUAUGACACUUACUUUCUGCACUUUUCAUGUUACUACAGUUUUACAUUGCAUUUUUAUUGUUUACAAUUUUUUUAUGUUUAUUUAUCUUGUUAUUUAUAUUAUAUUAAUUAGUUAUUUAAAUUUUUAUGGUGGUUAUUUUAUUUUGUCUAUUUUAAUCUGUCUACACCAGUCAUUUCCCAAACGUGGUCCCUCGGCACACUGCUAUUCCAUUUGACACUUCCCAUUGUUGGAGUUUAUUUUUCCGUUGAUUUUUUUAUUUUUUUAUUUCCAGCCCUGGCAUGCUCGCUGAUGACUGACGGCGCAGGGUGGAAGGGAAGCCUGCGUGCGAACUGCGCACAGUGUCCCACUCCCCCUUGCGGCCCAGUGAGGCAAAAAUGGAGCCAUGGUGAAGAAGCUGUAAUACCUGCGGUGCCACCGUCACUGCGGUGUCACCCAGGUCCACCCUCUACCCACCCCAACUGUCAACCCCCCGUCCACACCCGUGUCACCAUGUUCAUCCUCCUGUCCUCACUGUCACACAUGUUCCCCCUCCCCAUCAAUCAUGUCUACCCCCUAUUCACAUCUGUCACCCAUGUACACUCCUCUACACCCCUGUUACCCAAUUACACCCCUCUGUUACCCAUGUACACUCCUCUACACCCCUCUAUAAACCAUGUACACUCCUCUACACCCCUCUAUAAACCAUGUACACUCCUCUACACCCCUCUAUAAACCAUGUACACUCCUCUACACCCCUCUGUCACCCAUGUACACCCCUCUGUUACCCAUGUACACUCAUCUACACCCCUCUAUAAACCAUGUACACUCCUCUACACCCCUCUAUAAACCAUGUACACUCCUCUACACCCCUCUAUAAACCAUGUACACUCCUCUACACCCCUCUAUAAACCAUAUACACUCCUCUACACCCCUCUGUCACCCAUGUACACCCCUCUGUUACCCAUGUACACUCAUCUACACCCCUCUGUUGCCCACGUAAAAUAAUUGCGGAUCCUAAUGUGUUUGUUUUGCAUGUUUAACAGUGAAGAAUUGUGUGUGGAAUAAAUAGUCAAGAUGGCAACAAUUCAAAGUAGAGAAGAUAUUAUUUGUCAGUUGCUAUAUAAAGCAGAAAUUUUAAAUACAUACCAACUGAAAAAUAGAUAAUCCAUACUCCUUGUAUCUCGGCCAGCUGCAGCACCUGGCGUAUGAGAUAACCCCCGGUUUUCUAUAAAAUUUUACCUUGUUUAAAGGUAGUCUUAUAUGGCAUAUAAAAAAAAUAUUAGUUCCUUAGAAACUGAAUAUUUUUGAUUUACGUUUUUUUUUUUAACAAUUGAUGAUUAAAAUUUAUUUUCUGUAAUGAAAACAUUUCACAAAAACAAGUAGUAAUAAUAUUUUUAAAUAAACAACACUAUAAUAAUAAACCAUUAAUAAAAAAAGUAUUUUUUACUCAUGAAAAUAUACAUGAAUAUGCAUGUUAAACAAUAUAGCACAUAAACAAGUAUAUAGCACAUAACAAACAAGUAAAAAAUUAAAAUCUUGAGUGGUGUUUUUCAACCAUUGAUUGUUUGUCUGGUUUUUCAAUUGGUGCUAUAUUAGAAGGCAUUGUUGACCGGCGAGAGGUCCAGUCUAUGGAAAUGUUUCCAUCGGCAAGUCCCAUUACAUCCUGCAUGAUUUUCGAGACGAAUUCCUGAGUGGUUGGCUCAUACACUGAUCGUACAAACCACUCUUUCCGGGCUUUUGAAUAGGCAAGAUUGUACCUCGGUGUGCCUAAAGGUCCGCUAGUUUCAGUCUCUCUUGUAACAACUGCUUGCACUCUAUUCACAUUAUAAUUAUGGUCAAGAGCAGCAAGCUGUGUUCGAGCAUACACCCCGUCUGUACUAAAAUGAAAUCUUUUAGGCCUGUAUUUUGUUAGUGAACUAUGAAACACUUCCAGAUCUCCAGUGUGACAAAAGUUGCUAAGAUGUCUAAGGUCUUUUUGUAGUCUUGUAUCCAUGACAAUUUUUCCAAGUUCAACAUAACAGGCACUUUGUUUUUUUAACCAUUUUCGGGUGGACUGAAUGUCCUCAGGGAGUUGGUCAUGAUGACAAGAUGAUUCCUGACCAUUAUCAUCCUUCCAAAAAUGAACGUUGGUGACAUGGUACAAGACAGAGUUCCAUCUGUUUACAAGUUCAUCUGGAUUGCAUUCACAAGUAUUAGAACUCCACCAUAAAUGAUUUUUAAUUGGUCCUAUCCAUUCUGCUAAAUCUUGGCAGUUUUUUGUUUUUUUUUGCUGACGGCAAGUAGCUUUUUUCCAAUAGAUUUAGCUAAGUGCCAGACAUCAAACUGGUGACCAAUUGUUUUAUAUUCCUCACGCAGCAUUUUUCUGAUGGAUACGUGCCGGUCAGUGCAAACGAUGUCUAUGUCCACUUUAUUUUGCAGUAGAAAUUCCAAGGCAUUCUUGCACGCUAUUUUUUCAAGGGCAACAGAGGAUAAACCAAUACCGAUUUGUUGAAUGUUGAAAUUCAAUAUUUUGUUAGUUUCUACAUCCAUCAAUGUGUAUAUACAAUAUUUUGCACUGUGCCCGGGUGAAUCACAUUGUCCAUCUCCAGCAACACAUACUGCAUGUUGUGAUAUUUUUUCCAUUUCUAAUUUUUGAUUAAUUGUCCAAGAAUUUUCAAUUGCAGGAAAUAUAUAUAUUUUUUGGAUACGGUAGUAAGUAGCCUGGCUAAUUCCCAAAAUAUUAAAUAUUUUUAGGAACUGUUGGAUUUUGAUGUAAGUGUUUCCACUAGUAAUGAUAGCAGUAGCUAACUGUAAAUUUCCAAAUGGUUUCUUUCCCAAUCGGGGCUGGCUCUGCCAUAUGCGUUUUAAAUGUUUGGCCUCGCAUUCAGCAAAGACUGAAAUAUAUGAUCCCUUUGUUUUUUUAUACACUCUUAGUAUUUUUUUGUUGCAGGGUGGAUUAGAGGUACAAGGCAUCUUGUAUAGUAAUGUGUCCAAACAGCUUUCAUAAACUAUGAAUUUUCUUUCUUCAUGAUGUGGUACAUUUACAUUUACAAAUUUUUCACUCAGCACAUGCUGACUGUCCUCUUCUUCGUAGUCUUCAUCAUCUGAAUGAACUGAGUCUCCCUCAUCAUCACUUGAACUACUUUCAUUUGUUGAGACUGGAGUUGUGAUUGUUGAUAAACUUUUAUCUACUUCUAAAACAGAUAUAGGGGCAUGCAGAGUAGAUUCCUCCACAAUAACAGUGACUUCAGGGUCAAAUUGUCAAUUUGGAUAAAAGCGUGGCAGGUAGUAGUUCGUGUCUAGCUCUACAACUUUCUUGAAACUCAGGUACACUGUUAAGAGUUGCUGAUCCAGUUGGUCCUAUAUUUUUUUCGGAGUCGAAAAUAUUACACUGGCACCUUGCAAUGGCUCCGAAGGCAGGUUUCCAAAUACCAAGCUUUGUCUUGAUUUUUUUUUUCUCAAGAUUUUUUUUCUAACCAGUCUUCUGCAUUGUAUUUUUAUAGAGAAAGUUGUAGGUUUUACUUGUAUACACUGAUUUCCGGUUCCCCAAUUCCUGUCAAAUAUAGUUGCUGCUUCCUUUUUCGUUAUCUCUGAGGCUUGUGGCUCCGUUUCAGUUGGGUUAACAUGAGGUACAAUAUUUCGGCAGGUUGGGCACAUUUCCCCUGGCUUUAAACCAUUGGUUGAAGCUACGUCUUCAUCCAAUCUUUUCCUCUUUUGAGGAUUCAGGAUUUCAGCCUCAACUGCCUCGGCAGCUUGAACUUGUAUAUCCCGUGUAGGGAAAAUACUAGGAACGGCAAAGGGGGUGAGCCUCUGUUUUCCUGUAUUUGGAUUAAAGGUAUAGUCAGUAGUUUUAAAAUGGGCUGAGCAGAGCCGAUAAUUGUUCGUUUUAGAGAGAUGAAUGUGGUCAACCAGUUCAUCAAUUUUGGGAAACUCUUGAUCUGUAGCCAAUAGCCAUGCCAUGAUACGAUCCCUCUCUCUUGGGAAGGAAUGCAUGAUGAUAUUAUGGUCGCCUUUUACGCUCCUUGACUUGCAACCGUUGACAAUGCAGCCCGGCAUUUUCUAAAGAA